Molecule: messenger RNA, 441 nt
Organism: Periophthalmus magnuspinnatus
Lineage: Eukaryota; Metazoa; Chordata; Actinopteri; Gobiiformes; Gobiidae
Product: gastrin-releasing peptide receptor-like
Exons: 1
Coding region: 1-441 (146 amino acids)
Biological process (GO): G protein-coupled receptor signaling pathway
Cellular component (GO): membrane
Molecular function (GO): G protein-coupled peptide receptor activity
Source: RefSeq, a predicted model, not a curated record
AUGUUUCCUGUGGGCAGUGCGCGCGUGCGGGUGGGUGGGGGUGGUGAUGGAGAGUGGAUGGAGCUGGAGUUGGAUGAGUCCUCGCGCCUGAUCGCCUCGCGCGCAGCUGCCCGGAGCCCCACGCGCGCCAUGUGGCUCACGGGGGUGACCAUCGCGUCGGUCUACGCCGUCAUCAGCGUCCUGGGACUGAUCGGGAACGUGACCCUCAUCCGGACCUUCUGCUCCGCCAAAUCCACCCGGAACGUGCCCAACCUGUUCAUGUCCAGCCUCGCGCUCGGGGACGUCCUGCUGCUGGUCACGUGCGCUCCCGUGGACGCGAGCCGGUACCUGUCCGACGAGUGGCUGUUCGGGCGCGUGGGGUGUAAAGUCAUCCCGUUCAUCCAGCUCACGUCCGUGGGGGUGUCGGUGUUCACGCUCACUGCUCUGUCCGCAGACAGGUAG